CUUGGGUCCUUUCCCCUCCUCUCUGCCACCAUCACUGCCCUUGCCCACGUUUGCCCUUGCCGAGGUGAGCACUGGAGGUCACGGCGUGCACAGGGCAGUGCCAGGGGGAGCUCUGCUCGGCCACUGCUGCCUCGUGGGGUGUAGCCCACUCUGAGGGCUGAGCCGGGGCCCCCUGUGCCCCGUCAGCCAGGCUCGCUGGGACGGGGAGCCCAGCCCAGCGCAGCCCUGCUGCAUCACGGCACAGACCAUGUCGCUGGAGCUGGCAGCCUGUCCUACAGGCCCUGCAGUUUCCGUGGUCCCUGCCCUCCCCAAUGCCCUGCUCCCCGCUGCAGUCCUGCUGCAGAACCUGCACCUCUGCGAGGGCUACGUGGGCCCUGACGGGCGCUCCCACCCCGGCUUCUACUGCCCGCGGCUGACGGACCCGCCCGGCCACCGCUACUGCUGCCAGCCCGGCCCGCGCGCCCUCAAGGCCUGCUGCUCCCAGCUGGCGCUGGAAGCCCUCAGCGGGGUGAACCUCUCCAGCCUGGCUGGCCCCGGCCUGCUGCGGUGAGCGGGGCUGCAGCCGGCUGUGCUGCUGAGGCGGGCCCUGGGGCUCCGGCAGCCCGGGCGCUGCUGCCGUGCUGGGCAGGGCUGCGGUACCCUCCGGGCCCUCCCCAGUCCCGCAGCGCCGGCAGGGCACUGCACGGCUGCCCCCUCCUGAAGCACCAAACCCCGCAGGAACCCGCUGGCCCUGCCUUUCGUGGGGCUCUACGGGCUCCUUGUGCUCCUGCUUAUGGCCAUCGACCUCUGCCACUUCUACCGGACCCGCCGGUGCCAGCUGAGCCGCCUGCUGCCCUGUGCCUGCCGCGGGCC
Molecule: messenger RNA, 852 nt
Organism: Passer domesticus (house sparrow)
Lineage: Eukaryota; Metazoa; Chordata; Aves; Passeriformes; Passeridae
Product: protein shisa-like-1a
Exons: 1
Coding region: 248-550 (100 amino acids)
Source: RefSeq, a predicted model, not a curated record